AUGUCGGACGGAAGCAGGAGCAGUGCUGAGGAACAGCUUGAUUCGGAAAUGCUGCUCAUACAGAGCAAACGCUUCUAUGUGGACGUCAAAGAGAAUAAGCGAGGGCGUUUCAUAAAGCUCGCUGAGGUAUUGUUGUUUGAUCACACUGCUGAGGAAAAUGGUCAGCUGAUGUCAGAAGUAAUAGUCCGUGAUUCGAGGCGGUAUUACAUGGACUUGAAAGAAAACCGUCGUGGCCGUUACUUGCGUGUGUCUCAAACUGUUAUUCGUAGUAUGUACGGCACUGUUCGCCCUCAAAUAUUUUGUUCAUUCCUCUUUUUUUUUUUUUUUUUAAAUUUUUUCUAUUUUGAUGUCAACCAUAACGACCGUGGAACAUUCAUUCGAGUUUCUGAAGUAUCGAUUUUUCUGACUGGUAUCCGUUCCUCGAUUGCCGUCCCACAAAGUGCUUGGUCAUCGUUCCGCGAUGCUUUCAACGACUUUCUGAAAAUUAUGGAAAAACCGAAAGAUGGAGCUGUUGCAAAUGGAACAAUGAAAGAAAGAGGGGACUGA
Messenger RNA from Enterobius vermicularis (human pinworm), 546 nucleotides. Lineage: Eukaryota; Metazoa; Nematoda; Chromadorea; Rhabditida; Oxyuridae. The record is from the annotation of a GenBank genome assembly.